Messenger RNA from Fusarium keratoplasticum, 1104 nucleotides. RefSeq lists its product as uncharacterized. The transcript is spliced from 5 exons. Lineage: Eukaryota; Fungi; Ascomycota; Sordariomycetes; Hypocreales; Nectriaceae. Bases 1 to 1104 code for a protein of 367 amino acids. The record is from RefSeq and is a predicted model, not a curated record.
AUGGACGCCGAAGCUCCCAAGAUUCCCCACACCCCUCUCACCUUCCCCCUUUUGCCCCCCGAGAUCCACGAGCAAAUUAUAGCGGAGGCCGCACAACACUCUCCCCGGGGUCACCUUGCGGCAGUUUCCAAGGAAUGGCAAUUUCUCAUCGAGAAGAAGACGUUUGCGUCCCUCGUCGUCGACAAAGACCAGCUAUUCUUGCUUGGUGAGUAUAUGACAGGAAAGAGAGAGCGCCUGGUCAAGCGUAUUUGUCUCAGCGUUAAACUUUCACCGUACAACUGCAGAUACUGCCUGGAGCUCUUUCGCCAGCUGAGGUGGUGGAGAGAGGGCAGCCUGACGUUAGAGAUCAGCGCAUACUCGCCGAGCGAUUCGGAACACUUUUUCAAGGGCUACUACGUUGGAGAUCCAGAUGAAGACGAAGCUUUCGGCGACCCUCGUACAUUCGACGACGAUAGACACGGCUUCUCACCCGACGGCCAAGAGGCUCCUCAAGAACGGGAUACGAGAGAAGUUUAUACCUUGAUGACUAGAUCCAUACACUAUGUUCAUCCAGUAAGAGUGGUCAAAAGAUUGCUCAUUCGUCGACAAUGCCGCCGCCAAGUCGCCCCCAGCUUCUUGUCUCUGUUCUUUGCAGCGUUGCCUGCACUCAAACACAUCCAUUACGAGCCCUGGAGGAUGAGUGAUGAGGAGUUCCAGGAUGACAAAUGGUAUCCAGGUUUCAGCGCCGUCAUCUCUGGGCCGCUUCGGCAACUCCCACAGAAUCUCAAGACCCUGAUACUUUUCGAGGACUUCAACCCAGUCUUUUUCCCAGAUGCGCCUGCUUCGACGAGAAUACCAAACGCUUCUUUCAUGGUUGAUGCGCAGGACUUUUUCAAUGCCGACCUAGCUUAUCUCGACCCAGAAGACAAGGACCUUGGACUCACAAAUCUCUUGGAGGAGGCGGGAAGAUUUGCGCUUGGAACACCUCGGCUACGCACCAUGAUUCUAUGGUACGGGAACAAGAACAAGGCUUACGCCUUCAUCUACAAAAGGGACGAGACCUCAAUCACUUGGCACGGAACCCGGGAGUUCGACAUGAAUCAACAACGUAUAACCAAGAUCUAG